ACAAGCCCCUGAACCCAGCACGCAAUGGCCUUCCUAAUCGAAUCCCGCUAUCUACUGCGCCGUUGUUUCUGCACACUACACGCUCCAUCAAUCAAACGAGAUCUUUUACGAGUAGAAAGCUGCUGUACUCGAAUUUUUCCCCAGAAUGCGCUCGCGUACCGAUAGCGUGCCCUGCCAUACCGACGAUGGCCUAGCAAGGCCGGAUCUGGUCUUCGAACUUAGGACGCUGUGCGAUGGGUGGGGGUUUGGCGAGCGCUGGGAUCCGGUGCAGAUUGCUGUUCUUGGGGAGGAAGGGGGGGAUGUUGAAGUUGCUGGGUUCGGAGAAGACGAGAAGGCGAUGGGGUGGGGUCUGGAUGAUGUAGUGUCUUGUGCUGUUGGAGAGGAUAUCGAAGAGCAUGUCGAUGAGGGUAUCGAAGAGCACGUUGAAGAGAAACAACCCCCCAAUGUUGUCCGUUCUUGGAGCUCUCAUAACGAACCACGACGCCCGAUAAUCAAACACACAACCUCCCACCCACACACACAAACCCACUCCACACACCCUCCUCCCCCAGACCACAUAGAAAAUCUGGAUCCAAAAACACACAGACACAACACACUACGCAGACUCUCUACCCAACGCAGCACAGAGGAAGAGCAAGAACAUAUACAUCACCACCAACCAAGCCCUCCCCACCCAACAAACCAAACCCGCACAGUACACUUCUCCCCCUCCCACCACAUCCGCACCCUAGACUUCGAAACCAACGCCAUCCUGCACGACACCCAAGAAGAAGCGCGCGAUAACGGUUUGAGGGUUGGUGUUGUGGGAUGGGAGUUUGGGCUGUGAGUGAGUGAGUGAAUGAAUGAUUGGGCUGCUUCGGGAAGUCGGGAAAGUCCCUGUGUUGUCGCCAUAGUGAAAGCCGAUGCGACGCGAUUCCCUCUUCGCUGUGAUGGUGAAGGUAGAUGGAACAUA
Dothidotthia symphoricarpi CBS 119687 is the source of this 952-nucleotide messenger RNA. RefSeq lists its product as uncharacterized. Lineage: Eukaryota; Fungi; Ascomycota; Dothideomycetes; Pleosporales; Dothidotthiaceae. The record is from RefSeq and is a predicted model, not a curated record. The transcript has 2 exons. The coding region runs from base 146 to 826 and encodes 226 amino acids.